GGUGCACACGCGCAGCGUCGUGGGGGCGUGGCAGCGCAGCACGCUCCGCCCUGGGCCGACGUUGACGGAGAGGAGCGCGGUUUCAAAUUCAGCCACGUUCCAUUGUGAUUCCUCUGGGGCCGGGCCUCGGCGAGGCAGUCCUGCUGGCGAAGAGGGACCAUGGCUAAUAAAACCCCGGAAGUUGGUGACAUCCAUUUCCCUUUUCCCUUCACACCGUAUUCCAUCCAGAAGGACUUCAUGGCAGAGCUAUACCAAGUGUUGGAGGCUGGCAAGAUUGGGAUAUUUGAGAGUCCAACCGGCACUGGAAAAUCCCUAAGUCUUAUUUGUGGGGCCCUUUCCUGGCUCCGUGACUUUGAACAGAAGAAACGUCAAGAGGAGGCUCGUCUCCUUGAAACGGGAACUCUUCCCUUAAAAGUUGGGAAGGACCAGCCCCCGUCUCUCUCAUCCUCCUGCCAAGAGACCCCAGAUGUCCUGAGGCCUGCUGGGGAACCUGACUGGGUUGCUCAGUUCGUGCAGAAGAAGGAAGAAAGGGACUUGGUGGACCGCCUCCAGGAGGAGCGGGUUAGGAGGAGAAAGCGAGAAGAACGCCUGCGGCAGAUCCGCCACAAUGCACAGCUCAAGCAUGCAGCCAAGCGCGUGAGACAAGAAGAAGAAGAAACUGAGCGCCUCCUCCGCCUCAGCCGAGAGAUGCUGGCAGGAGGACCAGGGGCGGAGCAGCUAGAGCAGCUAACUGGGGAGGAGGAGCUGGUCCUCGCAGAGUACGAGAGUGAUGAGGAGAAAGGAACAGCUAGUGGAGUAGAUAAGGAUGAGGAUGACCUGGAGGAAGAACAUGUAACUAAGAUUUAUUACUGUAGUCGGACGCACUCCCAGCUGUCCCAGUUUGUGCACGAGGUGCAGAAGAGCCCCUUUGGUAAGGACACCCGGCUCGUCUCCCUCGGCUCUCGGCAGAACCUUUGUGUAAACGAAGACGUGAGACACCUGGGCUCUGUGCAGCUCAUCAACGACCGUUGCGUGGAGAUGCAGAGAAACAAGCACGAGAGGAAGAGCGAAGCUGAGGAAGAGAAGCCCAAGAAGAGAAGGCAGGAGCCACGGGCCACUUGCCCCUUCUACAACUACGAGCAGCUGCAGCUCCUCCGGGACGAGGUGCUGGUGGAGGUGAAGGACAUUGAGCAGUUGGUGACCCUGGGGAAGGAGGCUCACGCCUGUCCCUAUUACGGGAGCCGGUUCGCCAUUCCAGCAGCCCAGCUGGUGGUGCUGCCCUACCAGAUGCUGUUGCACGCGGCCACCCGGCAGGCCGCAGGGAUCCGGCUGCAGGGCCAGGUGGUGGUCAUCGACGAGGCACACAACCUGAUCGACACCAUCACAGGCAUCCACAGUGCGGAGGUCAGCGGCUCGCAGCUCUGCCAGGCCCAUUCCCAGUUGCUCCAAUAUAUGGAACGAUACGGGAGGCGUUUGAAGGCCAAGAACCUGAUGUACAUCAAGCAGAUCCUGUAUCUGCUGGAGAAGUUUGUGACCGUGCUGGGUGGGAACAUUAAGCAAAAUCCCCACAGCCAGCGCCUCUCGCAGACAGGGACAGAGCUGAAGACCAUCAAUGACUUUCUCUUUCUGAGCCAGAUCGACAACAUCAACCUGUUCAAGGUGCAGCGCUACUGUGAGAAGAGCAUGGUCAGCAGAAAGCUCUUUGGCUUCACAGAAAAGUAUGGAGCAGUCCUCGCACCCUCCAGGGAGCAGCCCAGACUGGCUGGGUUCCAACAGUUCCUGCAGAGCCUGCAGCCUGAAGUGACAAAGACUCCUGCAGCCCCUGUAGAGGAGGGGGAGGCCAGGGCGCUGCGGCCUUCUUCCCCACUGAUGCACAUCGAAGGCUUCCUUGCAGCUCUCACCACUGCCAACCAGGACGGCAGGGUCAUCCUGAGCCGCCAAGGCAGCCUCAGUCAGAGCAGCCUCAAAUUCUUGCUCCUGAAUCCGGCCGUGCCGUUUGCCCAGGUGGUGAAGGAAUGCCGGGCCGUGGUCAUUGCAGGAGGCACCAUGCAGCCGGUGUCCGACUUUCGGGAGCAGCUGCUGGCAUGUGCUGGGGUGGAUGCUGAGCGAGUGGUGGAGUUUUCCUGUGGUCACGUGAUCCCUCCAGACAAUAUCCUCCCCCUUGUCGUCUGCAGCGGGCCUUCCAACCAGCAGCUGGAAUUCACCUACCAGCAGAGAGAGCUGCCUCAGAUGAUGACUGAAACAGGUCGCAUUCUCUGUAACCUGUGCAACGUGGUCCCUGGAGGGGUGGUCUGUUUCUUCCCCUCCUAUGAGUACCAACGCCAGGUCCAUGCCCACUGGGACAAGAGUGGCCUGCUGGCCCGCCUGGCUGUCAGGAAAAAGAUAUUUCAAGAACCCAAGAGAGCAAACCAGGUGGAGCAGGUGCUGCUGGAGUAUUCCAAGUGCAUUCAGUGCUGUGGCCAGAUGGGAAGCACCAUGACAGGGGCCCUGCUCCUCUCUGUGGUCGGAGGAAAGAUGAGUGAAGGCAUCAACUUCUCUGACAACCUUGGCCGGUGUGUGGUUAUGGUGGGCAUGCCCUACCCCAACAUCAAGUCUCCAGAACUACAGGAGAAGAUGGCCUACCUGGAUCAGACUCUUCCCAGAACCCCAGGUCAGGUGCCCCCAGGGAAGGCUUUGGUGGAGAAUCUGUGUAUGAAGGCUGUCAACCAGUCUAUAGGCAGGGCCAUCAGACACCAGAAGGACUUUGCCAGCAUAGUGCUCCUGGACCAGCGGUAUGCCCGCCCACCUAUCCUGGCAAAGCUGCCAGCCUGGAUCCGAGACCGUGUGGAGAUCAAAACCACCUUUGGCCCCGCCAUUGCUGCUAUGCGGAAGUUUCAUCGAGAGAGGUCUGGCCCUUCCUGAUGGAUGGCUGCACCGCUGCCUGGUUGCCGGGCUCACUCUUCACCCUGCCCAUUUGAAAUGUUUGUCUUUGGCCUGACCUUGCUUAAGGAGGUGAAACCCAGGUGGAGAAUGUCGAGUCUAGACCAGCCCUUUCUGGAAUCAGUGUGCUGCCAGGACCCCGGCACAGGUGGAAAAGCCAAUAGGAGAAAACAGUGGGUCCUGCUGUCCUUGGGCCCAUCCCAGGGCAGUUCCCCCCCUGGAACUGAAUCUUCCUGUUCAGCAUGGCCAAGUCGAGCUCCCUGCCCUGUUUCCUGACCAGCCUUUGUGGGCAGUGUGGAAGGUGUGGCCUUCCAUGGCAGCAUCCACUUUCUUAGAGGUGAGGUGGAACAGGCCCAUCCUGCCUCUCCCAUUUCCCCUCCUCCCUUUCCAGCUAAAAGUAGCUGUUUUAGACCUUUCACUCUCUCCUCGAAAGUAAGGACGUUCCCCAUUUCCAGCCCCCUGCUGUCCAUAGGGCGCUCUGCCCAGAGGUUUCUGGUCACCUCCCCCACCUGGUCGUCAAGAACUGGGAAAGAGCCCCGUGCCCUGCGGCCACACCUGCAGGCCUCACUGCUGCAGUGCUGGCCCCCAAACUGCCCACAGCAUUUUUCUCUCCCUGCCAUGGCUUCAAGUCCUCCACGGCAGUGGCACCUCCCUCCCUCUCAACCACGUGAGCAGACUCCAAGACACCUCCUCCCUUGACAGCCGCAGUUGUGCCAAGGGCCAUUAGGCUCUCAGCAUGACUAUUUUUAGAGACUCUGUGUCUGUCAGUGAGACAUUUCUCCUCUGUGAAAGUAUCCCUCCCUCCAUCCGCAAUAGCUGCCCCUGCUGACUCCACCUCUCUGCUCCCCCUGACCCCAGAGAAAGGGGCCUUGGUCCACUGGUCCUCUGCCCCCACUGCCUGCAGCCAGCAGGAAUGGGAGGACAGGCUGGCUCGGAGGCAGUGUCUGCGUUCUGCACAGCUGCCGUUCCGUAAUGACAAGUGCACUGUUGGUUCACCCUCA
Molecule: messenger RNA, 3899 nt
Organism: Equus caballus (horse)
Lineage: Eukaryota; Metazoa; Chordata; Mammalia; Perissodactyla; Equidae
Gene: DDX11
Product: DEAD/H-box helicase 11
Biological process (GO): nucleobase-containing compound metabolic process; establishment of sister chromatid cohesion
Cellular component (GO): nucleus
Molecular function (GO): DNA binding; ATP binding; hydrolase activity, acting on acid anhydrides, in phosphorus-containing anhydrides
Source: RefSeq, a predicted model, not a curated record